AUGGCACCGAAUAAAGAUUGGAUGGACCUAGUAGAUGAUGAUAGACUUGAUAUAAAAUAUGUAGAAGGGGUUGAUAAGUUUUUAGACUAUGCAUAUGAGAAGUUGUUUAAUGGUUUCAAUCAAAAGAAUGGCAACUUUGAAAUUCGAUGUCCAUGUGUUAAAUGCAGCAAUGUGAAGUCUGGUAAUCGUGAGUCGGUAAAGACCCACUUGAUUGUUCAUGGAAUUAUUAAAAACUACAGAUUUUGGUGUCAUCACGGCGAAAGACAGGGUGAGUCCAUUUCGGAGGUUGAUGAAGAACAAGAAGAAAUGACAGAAGAAAGCCAGAGUGACGAUGAAAUGCAAGAAAUGAUUGGAGAUUUAUUUCAUAAUUCAGCUGGCGUUGUUGCACCUGAUGCCACGUCGAGUCAAGAUAUUCUUGAGCAGGAACCAGAUGGACAAGCAAAACAAUUCUACAGUCUUUUAGGUGACUCCGAGAAACCUUUGUAUGAAGGCUCUAAAUGUUCAAAGUUAUCUGCUUUAGUGAAACUACUUCACAUAAAGAGCCUAAAUAGGUGGAGUAAUAAAUCAUUCUCAUUGUUGCUCCAGUUUUUGAAUGAGGAUCUAUUGCCAGGGGAAUCAACACUGCCUAAUUCGUAUGACGAGGCCAAAAAAUUAAUCCGAGACCUUGGCCUAUCAUAUGAAAAAAUUGAUUCGUGUCCAUUCUCUUGCAUGCUGUUUUGGAAAAAUGAAGAAGGUCUUGAUACGUGUCAGAGAUGUGGUGCUUCUAGAUGGAAACUUGAUAAACAUGGAAAAGAGAUCAAGCGAAAGGCAAAUGGUAAAAAAAUACCACAAAAGACAUUGCGAUAUUUUCCUCUUAAGCCACGAUUGCAAAGGCUUUACAUGUCUUCGAAGACAGCUUCUGAUAUGAUAUGGCACCAUGAAAGACAAGUUGAGGACGGUGUGAUGAGGCAUCCAGCUGACUCUAAGGCUUGGAAAAACUUUAAUGAGCUACAUGAAAGCUUUGCCAAAGAGCCCCGAAAUGUUAGGCUGGGUCUUGCAAGUGAUGGUUUCCAGCCUUUCACAAAUUCAAAAGUUUCUUAUAGCAUAUGGCCUGUUUUACUUGUACCAUAUAACUUACCACCAUGGAUAUGCAUGAAGCAAUCCAAUUUUAUUUUAUCUAUGCUCAUUCCUGGUCCAACUGGUCCUGGAGAUGCUAUUGACACCUACUUACAACCAUUGAUAGAAGAACUAAAGGAGUUGUGGGCCUCAGGCGUUCGAACAUAUGAUGUAUCUCUGAGACAGAAUUUCAUUUUACGUGCAGCACUAAUUUGGACCAUUAAUGAUUUUCCUGCUUAUGCAAAUUUAUCUGGAUGGAGCACUAAGGGGAAAUUAGCAUGUCCUUGUUGUAAUAAGCACACUCACUCUAUCAGGUUAAAAUAUGGAGGCAAGCAGAGCUAUAUGGGGCAUCGUCGCUAUCUUGAUGAAAAUCACAGUUGGAGAAAGGAUAAGAAAUCAUUUGAUGGCACUAGGGAGAGAGGGUAUGCAGCGCCGAAGCUGACCGGAGAUGACAUCCUUAAGCAGGUGGAAGAUCUUAUAGGGAUCACCUUGACCAAUCAUCCAGAGAAGAAAAUUAAAAUAUCACACGAAAGAGCGGGGAGAUAA
Molecule: messenger RNA, 1641 nt
Organism: Asparagus officinalis (garden asparagus)
Lineage: Eukaryota; Viridiplantae; Streptophyta; Magnoliopsida; Asparagales; Asparagaceae
Exons: 1
Coding region: 1-1641 (546 amino acids)
Source: RefSeq, a predicted model, not a curated record